This is a messenger RNA of Cannabis sativa, 1060 nucleotides long. Its product is annotated as methylesterase 10. The transcript is spliced from 3 exons. Gene Ontology annotation, biological process: salicylic acid metabolic process; jasmonic acid metabolic process. Bases 140 to 940 code for a protein of 266 amino acids. The record is from RefSeq and is a predicted model, not a curated record. Gene Ontology annotation, molecular function: methyl indole-3-acetate esterase activity; methyl salicylate esterase activity; methyl jasmonate esterase activity. Lineage: Eukaryota; Viridiplantae; Streptophyta; Magnoliopsida; Rosales; Cannabaceae.
ACUAUUGCACCACACACUUUUGUUUUUUAUUUGUAAAAAUAAAUUAAUCUUUUCAAAUAGCCUACCUUAUAAAUCCUACUACAAUAUUAUUAUUAAUAGCCUAUAUACCUUCAUCAAUUAAAUUUUAAUCAUCAUAGAAAUGAGAGGAAACCACUUUGUUCUGGUUCAUGGGGCUUGCCAUGGUGCAUGGUGCUGGUACAAGCUCAUGAACCAGCUCAAAGUGGAUGCAGAGAUUGAAAACCGCUCUGUCCACGUGACGGCGUUGGACCUUGGAGCCUCGGGGAUCGAUCCUAAGGUGCUCGAAGAGGUACCCAAUGUUGAUGAUUAUGUUGAACCACUGAUGGAGUUCAUGGCUAAACUCCCUGAGGACCAAAGAGUGAUUCUUGUGGGGCAUAGCUAUGCUGGUCUUUGCAUAUCUUUGGCUAUGCAAAAAUUCCCACAUAAGAUUUCACUUGCAGUUUUCUUGACUGCUUACAUGCCCAAUUUCAACUCAUCUCCUGCACUUCUCAUCCAAGAAUACUUCAAGAGGACCCCAAUGGAAUCAAUAUUAGAUAGCCAAAUAAAGUUCAAAGAAGAUCGACCAAUGUCAGUGAUAUUUGGUCCACAGUAUAUGAGAACAAAGAUGUACCCACAUAGUGAACCACAGGCAAUAGAAUUGGCAAAAAUGUUAGUAAGGCCAACUAGACUUUACAUGGAAGAUUUUGAUAAGGAAAAUUUAUUGAGUGAAUCCAAAUUCGGAUCAGUGAAAAAAGUAUAUAUUUUGUGUGAAGAAGAUGAGGUGAUGAAGGAAGAGUUUCAACGGUGGAUGAUUGAGAUUAGUGAUCCACCUUUGACUAAUGAACAAGUCAUACUUAUUAAAGGAGCUGAUCAUAUGGUCAUGCUUUCUAAACCAUAUCAACUUUCCCAAAUUUUCACUAAAUUAAUGAUUACUCACUCCUAGUUUUAUACAGGUUAAUUAUGAUUUUUGCUUCUUGAACUUUGACAUGUACCAAAUUAUACAUUAUGAACUUUUAAAGUUGUUAAAAAUACCCUUUAAACUAUUAAGAUUGUUGGAUUUAAG